AUGGGGGAGGAAGAACUUAUAGAGAUUAUCGAACAAAAUGGAGAUAGUGGCAUAGAUGGGAGGUUGAUAAAAAAUGUGGAACACAAAAUGUCUGCUUCUGGAUCAAAAUCUUCUAAGAAGAAAGGGAAAAGUAUGGCCACGCUGGAGGAGUUAGAGAAGGUGGAAUUCCUAGGCGAUAUAGUUUCCAUAGAUGGAGUUGAGGUGGAUCCCACAAAGAUCGAAGCAGUCAAGAGUUGGCCAACACCUAAGACUGCAAGUGAAGUAAGAAGCUUCUUGGGUCUAGCUGGUUGCUACGGACGCUUCGUUGAAGGAUUUUCCAAGAUCGCAACUCCUCUAACCAACUUAAUACGAAAGAUGCAGAAGUUUGUCUGGCCAGAAAAGCGUGAGGGUAGCUUCCAAACACUUAAGGACCAACUAAUAACAGCCCCUGUAUUAUGUGUUCCCAAUAACAAGGAUAAGCUUGUGGUGUACUGUGAUGCAUCAAAACAAGGGUUGGGAUGCGUGCUGAUGUAA
Cannabis sativa is the source of this 513-nucleotide messenger RNA. RefSeq lists its product as uncharacterized. The coding region runs from base 1 to 513 and encodes 170 amino acids. The transcript has 3 exons. The record is from RefSeq and is a predicted model, not a curated record. Lineage: Eukaryota; Viridiplantae; Streptophyta; Magnoliopsida; Rosales; Cannabaceae.